UUUUCAACUAUAACUAACCAAGUAAAGUACCCAACCAACCCCUAAUCUCUCUCUCUCUCUCUCUGCUACAUCGCUUUCUUUCUCAUUAUUAAUUCUUUUUCUUACCUAUCACUAACUCACUCUGUUCAUCACAAUUCAGAUUUUGAAAAGAAGAAAAAUGUCGGUGAAUUCGAGUUCCAGAGGAAGAAUAGGAGCCAGAGAAACCAGUCCAGAGAGAACAAAAGUUUGGACCGAACCCAAACCCAAAACGACCAGAAAAGUUUCCGUCGUUUACUACCUCUCCCGUAACGGCCAACUCCAACACCCUCAUUUCAUGGAAGUUCCUCUUUCUUCCCCUCACGGACUAUACCUCAAAGACGUGAUCGUUCGCUUGAACCUGCUCCGUGGGAAAGCCAUGGCUACUAUGUACUCUUGGUCUUCCAAACGGAGUUAUAAAAACGGUUUCGUUUGGCAUGAUUUAUCGGAGAAUGAUUUCAUAUAUCCAACGCAAGGGCAAGACUACAUUCUCAAAGGAUCUGAGAUUCUCGAUCACGUUACUACCACCGCUCAAACGCCGUUUGAGGAAGAAUCUGAUUCUCCGGUGGUGAUUACGCGGCGGCGCAACCAGUCAUGGAGUUCGAUUGACUUGAACGAGUACCGAGUUUAUAAGUCGGAGUCGUUGGGUGACUCAGUUGGAAACAUUGCCGCGGAUGCGUCGACUCAGACGGAGGAGAAGCGGAGGAGGAGGAGAGUUGUCAGAGAGAAGGAAGAUGAAGAUGAGAAAGAGAAGAAUGAAAUUGAAACGGAGGGAGAGAGGGCCCCACACGUUGAAUGUAAUCAAAAUCAGAGUACGGAGCUGAGUAGGGAAGAGAUCUCGCCUCCACCGUCGGAUUCGAGUCCGGAAACACUGGGAACACUUAUGAAGGUAGAUGGACGGCUGGGAUUACGAUCUGAGGUUUCUGCGAAGGAGAAUCCGACGGUUGAAAGCUGUCCUAGUGGAAGGAUGAAAGCUUCAUCAGUGCUCUUGCAGUUGUUAUCGUGCGGUGCGGUUUCUUUCAAGGAGAGUGUGAGUGGGGCCAGCUCGGGUAAAGAUCAAGGAUUCUCAUUACUCGGGCAUUACAAGUCUAGAUUACCCCGCGGAGCAGGGAAUCAUAACCAUGAGGGUAAAGAAAUAGGGACAUUGAUGGAAAUUCCUGAAUUGGGCAGGGUGAGAUUGGAAGAUAAAGAGUAUUUUAGUGGAAGCUUGAUUGAAACCAAAAAAGUGGAAGUUCCUAUGGCAUUUAAGAGGUCCUCUUCUUACAAUGCUGAUAGUGGUUCCCGGCUGCAAAUCAUGGAGCAUGAGGAAGAUUCGGUGCGGGCAAAGUGCAUACCAAGGAAAUCCAAAACACUAGCAACAAAGAAAGAAGAGGGUACUUCAAGUUCCAUGGAUAGAGUUAGCCGUAGCCAACAUGGAAGCAAAAGAUUUGAGGGACAACAAUAAGAAGAGCUAAAAGAAGUUAAAUUAGUGUAAGUAAUUAAGUAGAGGGUAGUGUGUUGUCACCUAGAGCUUUGAAAUUUGCAAGUCACAUGCACAACAUAGCACUAUGGACAGAUACGUUAAGCAAGGAUUAGCAAUGUGAUUAAAAUACUAGUUUGUUGUAGAUCUUGUCCAUUGUGAUCUUUAUGUUUUGGCCAGAAGACAAUGCUUGUAACGGAUGUUUUCUGUUUCUGGCUUUUUGUGUUGUGUGACGGUGAUAAUUGCUUUUUAUUUAUUUCUUUUAAUUAUUAACGGAAGUAUUUAACAA
Lathyrus oleraceus (garden pea) is the source of this 1763-nucleotide messenger RNA. Its product is annotated as protein SOSEKI 5. The transcript is spliced from 4 exons. The record is from RefSeq and is a predicted model, not a curated record. Lineage: Eukaryota; Viridiplantae; Streptophyta; Magnoliopsida; Fabales; Fabaceae. The coding region runs from base 158 to 1459 and encodes 433 amino acids.